AUGAACUACACUGGAAAUGUUGAAAGUCCAACUUCCACGACAAUUCCUGAAACUGGUAAGGAACAGAGAAUUCAACGUCUGGACAAAGCAAUCGCUUACUAUGGUUCAAGAAAACAUGUUAUAUUUACUGUCCUUGGUCUCGUGUUUGGAAUUAUCGAACUUUGCUAUGGUAUACGAUAUUUAGGACAAUGUCCUAUUCAGCCAAUGAUUGCAUACUUUUUGACUGUUCAUGGAGCUAUAAUGCUCUUCGAAGUACUAAUAGGUAUUCUCGCAUAUAUUAUUUCUCGUGUAAUCUAUAAUCAAUACGAUCAAGUAAUAGCACGACGAUUAAUUUUAAUUGUAAUUGGUCUUUUGAUUUUGAUCAAUCUAUUCUGCUUUGCUUGGUUCGUUGCUGGAAAUGUAUGGGUAUUCGGUUCAUUAGCGAAUGGUAAACAGAGUGAUGAUAGCACAAAUCUAAAUACUUACUGUCAAUCGGAUUUAUUUCGAGCUGCUCUUGGAAUUAUAAUAUCCAGAUAUGUUCUGACAGGAGUUAUUAUUAUUAUCGCUAUCUGCAUUAACCGCCGUAAGAUCAUGCGAUGUUGUACACAGGAGAACAUAUCUUCAAGGAACAACGUCGCGUCAACACCAACAAAAGCAUAG
This is a messenger RNA of Adineta ricciae, 639 nucleotides long. Lineage: Eukaryota; Metazoa; Rotifera; Eurotatoria; Adinetida; Adinetidae. The record is from the annotation of a GenBank genome assembly.